AUGAGUUGGGGUCUGGCAGCCAUUGAGGCUUCCCGAAGUCCCGAAGUCGGGGCCGUUUCCGCCAGCCGUUCAUCUGUUCUCUCCAUCUUUGUCGUCCUCAACCUCCCCUUCCCAACGUCUACCAACCUAGAUCGACCCGAAAUCCAGUCCUUUAGAGGGCGAGAAUCUGCCACGAGUCGGGCUGCAUUUGCCUCUCAAUCACGAUGCUCUGCCGACUUCCACAUGCAGGGUGGGCAAUGCCUCGUAGAGUGCGUGCGCAUCUCUAAACGAGACGACACAAACUCACUGACAACCUACAUCACGUACACCCGAUAUCGCGAGCAGCUUUAG
This is a messenger RNA of Clonostachys solani, 330 nucleotides long. NCBI's taxonomy places the organism in Eukaryota, Fungi, Ascomycota, Sordariomycetes, Hypocreales, Bionectriaceae. The record is from the annotation of a GenBank genome assembly.